CUCUCUCUCUCUCUUUCUUUCUUUCUUUCUUUCUUUCUUUCUUUCUUUCUUUCUUCUGGAAGAAGGUUAAGAAUACAGAAAUGUUGAGCUGGAGAGUUUCAUAAUUAUGAAGAAAAAAACCUAUCUAUAGUGAAGGUGGAAAUGGUUAUCUAAGAUUAUGCAGUGAGGAAGAGUCAAGUGAAGACACAAGUCUAUAGACUUCCUGUGUAGCACUCUUGUCAUAAUUGGGAAGUAGGCAAGUUAUCUAACCUCAAUUUCCUCAUCUGUAAAAUGGAAAUAUUGAUAGCACUUAUUUCCCAGGGGUGUUUUGAAGAUAAAAUGGCAUAGUGUUUGUAAAACAUCUUAUGAAUGCCUGUUAUUAUUUUUAUUUGUCUUUGUAUACAUAGUGCUUUUGCACAGUGGACUCAGUACCUAAUAAGUGCUUCAUUAAAUAUUUGUUUGAAUUAAGCCACUGUCAUUCUUGGUGCCUCAAUGUCCAAUUUCGAGAAAUGAAGGGGUAAAUGGGGUUUGAUUCCAUGACCUUGAAGGACUCUUGAACUCCUAUGAUUUCUAGUAUCCUACUUAGGUGUUUUGUAUAGUGUCCUUGUCAGGGAUGGGACCCGCGUGGUGAAUACCCACGAGAUUGCACAAGCGAGUGCCUGUGUUGCAACAAGAUGACCUGGCCGUGAAUCCGGCCUCUGAGAUCGCAAAAGCAAGAGACAGUGCUAGCAAUGCUUUGGGGAGUACGCAGGGGAGUCACAUGCCGGAUGACUCGCAAGCCUUGACCAAAGGUAACAUGAGCUGAGUUGGCAAAGGAGAGGCACAUUCUCCUGAAGAUGGUGUAAAGUUUGAAGAAGGUUAGUCCGAGAUUUCCCUUCAUCAUGGCUUAUGACCUUCCACGAGACUCAGCUGGGGCACCUGGACCCUUCCUUACUUCCUUUUCUGACUGGAACACUGUACAGGAGGAUACUGCCUGCUUGGAGAGAAGAGGACCCACCAAUGGCCAGCUCCUUAUGGUCCUAAGUACUGAAGCAGCCUCCUUUAACUUAGAAGUGUCCCAGGAGAAACUGAAGACCUGGGGGAUCCAGGUGCCAACAGAAGAGUACAAGAAUUUGAUUGAGAAUGCCAUUUUAGAUCCCCAAGUGAGAAGAUUCAUCUUCUAUAACUCCAGGCCUUUUCAGUUGGCCAUUGCUGUGGUUUUCUACAUAGCAAUGUGGGCUAAUCUGUAUUCUACCAGCCAGAUGUUUUCUUUGGGAAGACACUGGGCAGCUGUGGUUCUUGUGACCCUAGGCACUGUAUUAGCUACUGUCAUUCUCAUUCUCAUCUUUGACAGGCACCAAAGGAAGGCAAACACGAACAUAGACCUCCGUCUGGCGGCUGCAAAUGAAAUUUUGAUGCCAUACCACAUGCUUCUGGGAGUGACUAGUGAAGUGGAGGGCUGCCAGGCUGUACUGCAGCUCUGGUUUGUUUACUUCCACUUAGAGAGUUGCCUCCAAUCCUUAUCAGAUUGUAUCCGAGAACUGAAGACCAACCAAGAGUCAGUACUAAAACACUGCCUGAACCAAUACCAAGUGGUUGUGGAGAUGGUAGUGAACCCAGCCCAAGAAGAAGGAGAAGAGAAUGAAAGGUUGGCUGAGGAAGCUCCUCUGUUGCCUGCUGGGGGGAUGGAGCCACAGAAGGCAGUGGUCACCCGCAUGGAACUUCGCCACCUCAUUCCAGAGGCUGCACCAGAGGUGAUGGCCCGGCAGAUGCUGGUGGUCUUUGGUGGAUUAUACAUCAGGCUCCUGGUAACCAAUCAGCUCCCUGAGACUACAGCGGCAUCAGGGCACGCAGACUCACUGCAGGGCCCCUGCCCCUGCCAGUUCAUUGAGACUCACAUCCUAGGGGCGGGGAGCUGUUCCCUCUUGGCCAGGUGAUGGCUGCAGAGGCCAGAGUGCUGGUCUUGAAGGACCCAAGGUGUAGAAUCUGCUGGCAAGGGAAGCCCAGAGUCAAGCAGCAGCCUUGGAGGGGCCCUUGACACCCGUCACCAUGUGGCACAGCACCAUUGGGAGGGAGAAGUCGGCAGCCCAGAUGGCAUCCUCUGCUUAUCUGCAGAGUUUGUUGAAACAGCUCUUCCAACUGUGAAAUUGAACACUGUGGUCCAAGCUUGCAAAUGUUUCUGUCGGUAGUUGUGAACGGGCUCAGCUUCAAGAUUCCAUCUUUGCUUUGUUUAUUCCCAGGCACUAAAUUGAAGGGUUUUUCUCUGAAUUACAUAGGCCUCCUAUGGGUAACCUGGUGGCAGCCUGUGUCCCACUAUUGCCAAUCGAAUAGUCUCUAAACAUGGUAAAGUGGAAAGAGUUCUAGAUUUGAGAUCAAAGGAUUUGGGUUCCCGUACCUGAGUUCCUGUGGGACCUUGGAUAUGUCAUUUCAUUUUCUCCUCUGUAAAAUAAGAGGAUUGGGUUGGAUGAGCUCUAAAAUCCUUUCCAACUCAGAUUCUUGUGAUCUCUCCAUCCUGGCAUUCAAGAUCCUCUGUAAGAACGCUUAUCUCCCCCUGUUGCUCCCUUAAACACAUUAGCCGAAUGUUUUUUCCACUCAGCACUUUUGUUCAUGCCUUUCUCUCCAUUUGGGAUGCUUUCCUUUUCUUUCUCCCUUUCACUCUCUACUUUGACACCCAUCAAAAUUCUAUCUCUCUUUCAAGAUGGAGAAAUUUUGCUUUUGGCUUAGAUGAGCUGAUUUCAUUUAAGUUUGACUUGAGGGAGCUCUAGGCACUUCCUUUGGAAUGAGAAGAUUGGAGGAACAGGUGUAUAGGGACAGAUCUGGCACAGGAAAAUGAGAUCUGGUGUGAUAUCAAAAGAUCAGCUUUGCUUUAGACCCAGCUCUAUUGACUUGUCUCUUGGAGAUUCAGUUUUCCCUUCAGUGCAGUGGAUAUAAUGUCUUGCCUGCUCUUGUGGGGAUUGAGGGAAUGGGAUAUGAAAAUUCUCUGAACACUGUAAAGCGCCAGUGGAGUCUUUAUUUGUGGGAUUCCUCUUGUCAUUUUUUGUUUUCCAUAUGUAGGACAAAAAAGGAAAUGUUUCCAGGGCAACAGAGGAAGGGACAUAUUCCCUGUCAGUCAGUCAGUAGGCUACACUGAAAACUCAUUCUGCUGACCUCAUCUUAGGUUUUGUGUCAAAAAAGAGAAUUAUUCAUAAAGGUAGAGACAGCUGCAUUACUACUGAUGAGUAUAGGGGGCAGAAAAAAAGAUCAGACCCAGGUGUCACCCACAGAGAUUUAUGUUUCAGGUCUACUAAUGAGGACAAAAGAUUUGUUAAAUGGCCAAAUGAUCAUUUUUCCAAGUUGAAUUUCUUUUAUUAAACUCUCCUGUGAAACCAUGA
This is a messenger RNA of Sarcophilus harrisii (Tasmanian devil), 3329 nucleotides long. RefSeq names its product transmembrane protein 268 (gene TMEM268). Lineage: Eukaryota; Metazoa; Chordata; Mammalia; Dasyuromorphia; Dasyuridae. The transcript has 9 exons. Bases 861 to 1895 code for a protein of 344 amino acids. The record is from RefSeq and is a predicted model, not a curated record.